Molecule: messenger RNA, 1289 nt
Organism: Sodiomyces alkalinus F11
Lineage: Eukaryota; Fungi; Ascomycota; Sordariomycetes; Glomerellales; Plectosphaerellaceae
Exons: 7
Coding region: 222-1289 (355 amino acids)
Source: RefSeq, a predicted model, not a curated record
GCUGGGAAAAGGUCAGACACCGGACCGACCUUACAUAUGUCCUCAAGACGAUCACCCCUUGCCCACCCCGUCGUCUAUGAGACGUCUCUCUCUUUCCAUAUUGAAUGACCAGAGGAACAACAUCUAGCCUUAUCUGCUGGUAGAUAUCGUUUCCUCCCGUCCCAUUAUAUCUCACCCUGUUGCUGUACUCGGCUAAAUAUUUGGCAAUAUCUUUACGAAGUAUGGGUUCUCGAAAUUACCAUCACUUGACUCAACAAGUGGCUAGCCGAGAUAUGGUCCUCGGGCGCACCCUUACACCGACAGCUCAUCAAUAUACGGAGUCGCUGGUUUUGGAUAUCAUUCUGGGUCACUUUGCAUGGGCAACAUUCACCGGUCUUACGACUGCACACUUACAAUUCCGAGAGCUCAGUUAUCUUGGCUGGUUCGAUCGACAUGCAAGCGGCCAUCGUCUGUCCACGAAGCUCACCCACUCGACGAAAGCCCAAUUCGCAUACCCCCUAUUGGCGGUGCUCCUCUUCCAGAAGCUCCAUGACGGCAUCUGCAUCUUCCUCGGGGUCCCUCAUAUAUUGACUCGUUCUGUUGCCCAUUUCACAACAACACCAACAACAGACCGAUACAGGGACACCUUCGCCUCGGGUCUGUCCCCUAACCGCCGUUCAGACAUCCUCGCCUUGCCCUUGUCAGCUACUCUGAUCUCUCCCAAGCGCCGCAUGAGAAUCGAUGCCUGGCGCCACGAAAUUGCCUUAUCUGCCGCCGAGUGCAGCUGUGCGACAAGAUCUCUACCGUCCCUAGCUGCUCAGCGGGGUGGUGAUAAAGGCUUGGGUUCCGUCUUCCGGAAGAGAUACCCACAGAAUAUUGCGGUCGAUGGUUGUACAAGAAGCAUUGACGGCAUCUACACAUAUAUCGGCGACAACCAACCAAGCCACUCGAUCUCUUCAGGAGAAAUGGAAAAUAUGCAGGCCCGAGGUCACUCAUUCCCUGUCUGCCAUACCUGCGCACGUCUGGGUGCUCCGGCCUUUAUGGCCGAAAACACGGGGAAUAAAAGCAGCAGUUUACACCUCCCUGGCAAUGACAGUCUGGAUGAGGGCUGCAUUAAGCCCAGAAAAGACCACAACUCCAGGGCAAGCGCCCUGUCUAUGCCACGUAAAUUCCAAAGAGCAUGCUUUGAACAGCAUAGAAAAGCUUUGACCUACCGCACAAAGGCCGAUGCUCAUGCAGACCAUCACGUAAUCGGUCGGUUCACGCAUCUCACCGAGCACCAGUUACCAUCGCCUUUCGGCCCGCACUAA